CAAAUGAAAAUUGACGUUUUCCUUGCACUACAACAACAAAGCGUCACGUGAUCGUUGUUUAUAUUGAUGUCAAUUUGACUUGGGGCCCCAUGCGACUGGUGAAUGUUUUGGGGGGAAACGCCCUGUACUUAUAGGCCAUGGGUUAUGAGUACCUGUUAUGCUUGUUGUUAAUGUGUUCAAGUUUUAAUUUUGGCGUGUGUCAACGUGAUAAUUAUCCCAGAAUACCAAGACCAGGUGAACCGGAUUAUGCUACUGUAUUUUAUAAUGGUAGACGAUACGGCCAGACGCAACUUCAAGGAAAUAAUUUUAACAGGGAUGAUUAUGGAUACGGCGAAAAUCGAGGUGAUAGAGUGCAACAGUGGAACCAAGAUAUUACGCCCCCUGGUGUUCUGGGGAGGUGGCGAUCAGACCUGCAGGGCAAACAGCGUCCAGAAUCCCUGACCUUAAAGCGAGAUGUCACAGUGACAACAAGCUCUGGACAGGUGCAGGGAUUCAAGGUCUACCUUUAUGACAACCCAGAUCCCAAGGUCGGCUUCCGCCCUGGACAGACACCUGUUGAGAGAAUUCAAGGGGAAGUGUGUGUUUUCCUGGGUAUCCCAUAUGCUACUCCACCUGUCUUGGAAGGACGUUUUAAGCCGCCGCGUGUCCACCGAGGGUGGCAACUUCUUCAAGCAGUUGACUUUGGGCCCGCCUGCCCCCAACAUGUCCGCUACACCGGGGCGACCAAAGGAAUCCGUGAUAUGGAUGAAGACUGUCUCUACCUGAACAUAUAUUCACCAUCGGUAUCAGCAAAUGUAGCUGAAAAGUAUCCAGUGAUGAUCUACAUUCAUGGAGGAGAUUUUGUUAGAGGUGCAUCAAAUACUUUCCCAGGACAUGUUAUGGCAACAUUUUAUAAUGUGGUGGUCGUUACUUUCAACUACAGACUUGGAGCACUAGGAUUUUUGAGCACCGGAGACGAGAAUUCCCCUGGUAACUAUGGCAUGUUGGACCAGUCGUUGGCUGUGAAGUGGGUUUACGACAACAUCGAUGUGUUCAAUGGUGAUAGAACGUCGCUAACUUUGUUCGGGCCGGGAGCCGGAGCAGCAAGUGCCGGCUUGCUGAUGGUUGCACCGCGCACUCGCAACUUGAUCAGCAAAGUUAUAGCUCAGAGUGGAUCAGCAUUGGCCGAUUGGGCUCUGAUAACUGACCGUUACCAAGUUCAAAAUAAUAGCAGAGUGUAUGGUCAGCUGCUUGGAUGCUCCAUUGAAUCUUCUUGGAAACUUGUGAAUUGUCUGAAACAAGGUCGUAGUUGGCUUGAGUUAGGAAAUGCAGAAUUCCAACCACAAGUUGGUGUUCUGUCGUGGGGUCCAGUGCUGGAUGGCAACUUCAGGGUACCGGGCGACACUUGGUACGAGGGGUGGAGGGAGGCGGACUGGCAUUUCUUGCACGAGAAACCAGAACGAUUGAUCCGCACGAGCCAGUUCAACAGUCGACUAGCCUACAUGAGCGGUGUUACCACGCAAGAGGCUGCUUACCUCGUGUAUAACAAUGAAAGUCUUGCCAGUAACGGUUACACUGUGAGCAACAAGUUCAUAGAUGAGAAGGUCAGAGAAUUGGUGGUGCGCUAUAACUACACAUUGAAUUCAAACGGAAUUUACAAUGCAAUCAGAUACAUGUAUACCUACUGGCCAAAUCCAAAUAGUACUGACUUUGCACGUGAUUACUACAUUAAUAUGAUGACUGACUACUUGUAUCAUGCACCUAAUGAUAAAAUUGCCAAACUGCUUUUAGAGCGAAAUUUGGAUGUGUAUUUGUAUGUUAUGAACACAACUGUAGAAGCCUUCAGAUACCCGCAAUGGAGAAGAGUUUCUCAUGACAUUGAAUUCUACUUUCUCAGUGGGGCUCCGUUUAUGGACAUUGAAUUCUUCCCAAGAAAACCACAUUUGGAACGUACUAUGUGGAAAGAUAAUGAUCGUAAUAUGAGUCAUUUUUUCAUGAAAGCCUUCACAGACUUUGCCAGAUAUGGGAACCCUUCUCAUCAGGAGAUCCUUGGACUCCAUUUUGAUUUGGCCAGAAAUGGGGAGUUGCGAUAUCUUAACAUCAACACAACUUAUAACUCAAGUGUUCAGUUGAACUACAGACAGACAGAAGCAGCAUUUUGGAGUAUGUACCUUCCAACUGUGAUAGGCCAUUUAGUUCCCACAUAUCCUCCAAUCACAGAGUAUUGGUGGGAGCCAAAGGAACCUCUUCAGAUAGCUUUCUGGAGCAUUUCCGCUCUGUGUCUUCUUUUACUGGUUGCUGUCGUCAUAUUUUGCAUUUUAUGGAGGAAUGCCCAGAGGAAAUCAACUGGUUACUGCAAUGGUGACAUCAUGAUUGUCCGAGACGAUGUAUUUGGCGAACAUGGCAUCGACAACCACAGCAAUUCAAAUGUGUUUGAAUACAGAGACAUCCCACCAAGAUCAAGUGCCAAAAAGUCUUCAACGUUGGAGACAAAACGCAGCGGAAGUGCCCCCUCUGUGCGUACUGGAAGUGCUAUAUCUCUGAAAGAGAACAUGAAUGCUACCUCUGGAAAUCCUAUGCCAACACCUGUAAUUGCGGCCAAGAGAAAUAAAACGCUGGUAGACAGCAGCGGUGUGCCUCAAACUGAAGUGUGAUUAAAUUAAUUUGCUUUUAGAAUUGGGUGUUUUUUGUUGUAGAGUUUGUUUCUUCCAAGAUUUCUGUGAUGACUUAAUUUUCCAUCUUCAGUUGCCAUUUUUAGGGAACACUGAAGAUGGUAUGCUUAGUGUUAAAACACUGGAGGAAAAAUAGAACCUACUCUAAAAGGCUCAAAACCAAAAGUCAAGUUAUUAAAGAGACUUUCUGCUUGAAAACCAUAUUAUAUGUUAUUUUUUUAAUGUUUUAAAUGCUUAAGAUGACUUUAUAAUUUAAGUUGUGUUAUGUUAUGGCAGCUUGAAACAUUUGCAUUUAUAUAUAUAGUAUAUAUUUAUCGAUUUAUAAUCAACUGAUUAGCCAAACCCCCAAAUACAUAGAUAUGGUAGUUCAUGAGUUGAUAAACAAUGUUGGUUUAAGUGAUGAAUAUUUUAAUUUAAAUAUUAUGAUACUGACAUUCCAUUGCAGCUGUGAGUUUAUUUCAUGAGGUUAGUGUUGUUUUGUACGAAUUUUAUAUGAUUUAAAAAUUUUAUAUUAAUUUUUGUGAGCUAGGUAAAAAAGUAGUGGCUUAACUGUUAGACACAAAACAUUAAUGUUGAUGGUCAUUGAAGUUCAACUUCAAACGUAGGUGAUGGUAAGGUUUAUGUGUGAAUUGUCUUCUUGAAAUGCAUUUUAUUUGCAUUCACUAUGAGGACACUAAUAAAAGUACAUAGAAUAUGUAAUAUGUGUGAAGCUUAUGUACAAGUUAAAGAAAUAUUUUGAGCUAUACCUGACUUUUUAUUUUCUUUGAAUGUUUACAUUUAGUAUGAAGUUCUUUAUAUAAACUUAAACUGUUUCUGAUAUGUGUGCAGCAGUAUUUAUUAGUAUCUAUAGAUUUUUUAAUUUGUAUGUAUGUAGUGUUAUUUAAUUUUCAGUCAAGGGUUGCAGAAACACGUAUGUACAUGGAAAAAAAAAGUUUUAUUGCUUGUUAUUUAUUCCAAAUCUUACACCACCACAUUUCAAGGUUUAUAUGCAUUGGGUGAAAUAACUAGUUACAUUUGCUGGUGAUAAAAGCCAUCCACAAAUAAGGGUGUUGUCACUACCUCAGUUAGUGUUGUUUUACACACAGCUAGUACACUCACCUACUUGGUAAGUAGAGAUAUUUUAGUUCUUAAUUGUUUUAACUAUGAUAAUUUUUUUCUAAUUUUAUUAAAAUUAAUUUUGUUCAUAUGAAGUGCUAAUCAUUAUCUAGAAUUGUUCAGGAUGGCGAUAGGGUCAAAAAACUUCGAAAAUUUAGGGAGUUUAACAACCCAGACACAUAAAAUUAUUCAGGAAAAGAAUAAAUAUUACUAGGAAUAUGAUUAGAGAGCCUAAAGUAUGUAAUAAUUGUUGUACAGUUGUGAAGUCAGAGCGUGUAUCAGUAAGAGGUUUAAUAGAGCUGUUGAGAAUACCGGGGUGACUUGUUAUGUCAGUUGAGUGGUAGUGGGAUAGGGGAUGUUUAUGUGCCAGAGAGGAACUGUACUAUUGCAGAUAUGACGAAUAGGAUCUCUUGCCUUAAGAAAUAAACAUAUGUCAUUACUGAAAAUGUUUUGACCAAACCACAGGCACUUUUGGAGCCACAGUGAUUGUGUGGUCAGAUGACUGGCCUCCCACAAAGGCAAAUGGUUCUAAUCCAGAUGGAUGUUUUGUGCUGGGCAUUUCCAUAAGCCGGUGGAUUUUUUCUGCAUACUGCUGUUUUCCCUACCCAUGUAUCUAUCACAGUCUGCAAUGACACCAAUUAAACACUUAAUUCAUUGUUUAGGCAUUGUCCUCUGGUUGGAAAGAAAUAGCGGUAUAGUUUUUUUUUUUUUUAUUGGGGCAUGAGACAGCAGAUGUUAACUGUCCAUGAUUAUAGUCUAUUAUUUUGUAAUUUGAUCUAUUUAAUGUGGUUUUGGUCUCAGGACAUUAAAUUGUACUUCUGCUGAUGAGCUGAAAACUGAUUGUGAAGAAAGGAUGAAAACAUACCCUAUAUUUAUAUUAUUUGAUCAAUCCUGCUGUGAUUGAAAAUAAAAGUAAAAUACAUUGCUGCACAAAGAAGUAGUUUACUUAUUUUCUGUGUUCUCACUGCAUCUGGGUGUUCGGGCAAGGCAGUACAUAGCUGACAGUUUUUCAUAUAUUUACGUAGUAGCUGUCACUGGUGCUGAUAGUAUCUAUUAACUGGCCACUUGCAGUUAACAUACUAUGGCAGCUUUCAUUGUAGUUUUUUACCAGUCUGAUAAAAUUUAUCAUAAUGUAUUUUUAAUUUAGUUUUAUAAUUUAUCUUCAAGUAAUUGUGGCAAAACAUUUAUUGAAACUUUCUUAUGGUCCUAGGAAAUUAGAUUUAGGUGGGAAAUUUCAGGAAAAUGGCAAGGAAUUUAUUUCCAACAUUUUUGGUGUCUAUCCUGCAUCUACAAUUACCUUUAAGACUAUAAAGCUUUUCGUUUUCUUGUAUAUAUACUUUAACCUGUAAAAUAAUUAUAAUAGCAAUUACGGUUUCUGCGUGAAAUUUACUUUUGCUAACACUUAUUUUCCUCCAUGACUAUGAAACACACAAUAAUUUUAAUAGCCAGAUAUAUUAGAGACAGUAGUUUUUUAACCAGUGGUAAACUAUCAAGUGCUGAGUGCUAAAGUUAUGGGAUACAACUUAACUUGUUGAAGCAAAGGGAGCAGCAAAGUAAUUAGAUAUAAUUACAUUGAGUGAGUUUGGUAGCAGUAAUAAAUUCACAAGUGAUUAUCUAGUAAUCUCACCCAGUGCAAUUGAGACUUAAUGUUUUCCUUACUCAGUUAAACAUGAUAAAAAUAUUUAAACUGUUAAAUAUUGCAUGUUUUGAAUGUUUUAUUUUUCACACUUGCUUACUAUAUGUUUUGAAUGUUUUAUUUUUUACACUUACUAUAAUAUGUUUAUUUUUUAAGUGCUUUAUGUGUAAAUCAAUAUGUUUAUGCUUUACACAUUUGAAGAUUCACUUAAGAUAUUAAAUCCAAAAUAAUUAUUAUUUUGCUAAAACAUCACUAUUCACAUAUGUAACAAAGUUUUAUAUAAUUUAAGCCAUGUAAUACUGUGCUGGUUUUUAAAAUAUUUUUGUGGCAUGCAGAUACAUGCUUGGCCUUGAUUAAUGUAUGUUAUGCCAGAAAUUGUCAAAAUUGAUUAGUUCUGUAUAAUUCUGUGGUAUUCAUGUUAAAACUGAUUCCGUCCAGAUUUCAGGUUUUCAGACUAUAUUGUGAUAUCAAAAUGUUAUUUGUCUUACUAACAGUUCAUCUUACUUAUGAGACUUCACAGUAUUAUAGUUUAUAUGGAAUUAUUUCUGGAUUAAAUAACUGUUGAAUGUCAUUUUUGUUAGAGUAUAAGUUGUAAACAUGAGCAGCUGGUACCACUAGAGGUUUUCUUACAACUCAAAGUGGUGAAACAUAUUGUAAAAUCAUCAGUCCCCUGGGUAAAGCUUUCUUUCCUUGCGACUACCAACUCUGUUUUAUCCCUGAUGUUUCAAAAGUACAAGAAUCAAACCUACAUCUAUCAUCUUAGUAGCUUUGAAGGAGCUACAAACACAAAAUGUCACCAGUUUCAACAAGCAGCGAUCAAAUAUACUGCAAUCAUACAAUGUUUAUUUUUCCUUCAGAAUUAGAGCGACCAUAAUGAAAUUGUAAGAAGAUUGUUAGUUUCUUUUUAUAUAUUUUGUCUGGGAACAAUCAGUUCCAUCCAAAAUGUAAAUUUACAAUAGUAGUUUUAUAAUUUGUUACAUCAUAAUUCAUUAUGAUUCAUAGUCAUUGUCUCUCUCUCUCGCUCUCUCUCUCUCUCUCUCUAAACCUGCAUGUGCAACUUCAAUUUCUUAACAUUGUCUAAAACCAAUUGCUUGUCAUUAAAAGAUUAGAAAAAAAGACUAAAAAAAUUUUCAAUAGCCAGGGAAAAUUUUACCAAACUGUUGUCUUCUUGCCUAAAGAACGAAGGUACAAUUUUGUGCACAGUAAGUUUAGUGGGAAAAUUAGGCAGAGAACCACAGGACAUAACCAGAAGUAAAUAAGUUUGUGGUCAAAAGGCUUGUGUUGUCUGUAACAGAAUAUGCAAGGAACAUGACACCGAGAGCAAGUAUCAUAUCGUAGAUGAAGAGUGUGCACAACUUCUACUACCAUGAUGCAAGCAUGAAAUCUGAUUGGCUGGAUGGGAAGCAGUUUGAAAUGGUUAAAGUUGGUUCCCAGAUACAGGGCUGGGUUUCUUCCAUUGCCUCAGUGGUCAGUUGUGCAGCGGUUUGACGUAACCUGUUUGUUAUUUCGGGACAUCUGUCCCGUCAGGUUACGUCCCCGGGUUGUUUUGAACAAUAAAUUAUUGUUGAAGACUUUCUGUUCUGCAAAAGUAUCAUUGAAAGUGCAAAGGCUCAAGACUUGCCUGUAAUUAUUGACAAGUUUACGACAGGAAAUGAUGUAGAUUGCGAAAAGUGUAUCGGUGUAUGUACUGAUGGUACUCGAUCAAUGUCUUGCUGCUAUGGAGGAUUACAAGCACUUAAUUGCAGUAAAGCACCCAGUGCUAUGUGGACCCAUCACUUCGUCCACAGGGAAAACCUUGCUUCGAAGUCGGUGAGCUCUGAGUUUAACUUGAUAUUAGAAUGUGUCAUAGACGUAAUAAAGUACAUAAAAACUAGGCCACUGGAAGCCAGACUGUUCAAAAAACUAUGCAUGGACAUGGGAGUGGAACAUACGGCCCUGCUGUACUGCUGUAAUUAACGAUGGCUUUUACGUGGAAAUGUCUUAUCCCGUGCAUUUGAGUUACAUCGAGAAAAUUCACACUUUUCUGCAAGAGGAAAAUCUUGAAAACUCCAGAUACUUUGCCAAACCAGACUUUUUGCUGAAAGUAGCAUAUUUGUGCGAUAUAUUGGACAAACUGAAUAAAUGCCUUGAAUCUGUCUCUGCAAGGCAGUAACAUGUACAUUUUGAAACUAUUGGAAAAGAUUGUGGUAGUUAGAAGAAAAUUACAGUUGUGGAUAAGAAAAAUUAAUAAAAAUGGCGGUCAAGAUUGUUUCCUGAAAUUGCAUAAAUACGCUGCUUCUAAUGGGCUCGUUGUCUCACAAGACUUGCUGUACCUUUUCACAGAACUCCUUACAAAGAUCACUGAAUGGUUUGUAAAAUACUAUGUGGAAGAAAAUUUCAAAAAAUUUGCGUGGAUCCAAGAUCCUUUCCAUGUUCAAGCUCCACCAGAGUUAACUUCGCAAGAAGAGUAUCUCAUUGAACUCUCUUGCAACAACAGCCUUAAAACAAACUUCACUUGUUCCAAUUUAGUGGAGUUUUGGAUAACGUUCAAAAAUAUCCAACUCUCAAGUUCAGAGGCUAUGAGGUUUCUCAUUCCCUAUUUAUGCGAAGCUGGGUUUCCAGCUGUAGCUGAAUAUUGCUAAAAGCUGUAGCUAAUAUCGCUCAAAGAUCAAUGUGGAGCAAGAGAUGAGUGUGUCAGUGCCAAGCCUUAGCCAGCACUUUGAAAAAAACUGUGGAAAUCACCAAGCUCACACGUCACAUUAACUUGUCACUGACUUUUUUGAUAUUUUUCCAUAAUAAUAAUAAUAUAUUCUUGUUCGUAAUUUCUAAUAUGUAUACCUAUGUGAGCCUUAGAUUGUGGCUGUUUUCAUUUCUGUGUGAAGUGUCAUCAAAAAAUAAAUAUAUUUAUUUAUUUUUUUUUCAUUGUACACAUAUUUCAACUAGAGCGCCGCAACAAAAUACUAAACCUGUUAGUGCACCGUGACCUGAAAAAUUUUGGGAACCCGUGGUCUAAGCCAUUAGUUUUCACUUCCCAUUACAUUCUCAACAAUGGAAAAAUUCUCAAGCAUGGUAUCAUGCUGUACAAAUAUUCAGACAAAAUUUCCACAGACAAAAUUUCCACACAGAUUCUAUUUAGCAAGUAGUAGUCACAUUAUUUUCAUUUUGAUUCCUGCUGAAGGAUAAUUUUCUGAUCCAUUCCAACAACUUAUACUUACUUCCUCAUCCACUCCCUCGUAUUUUGCGUCCACACGCUCAAUACAUGCCGAAGAAAUAUAAAAAAAGUCUGUCUUCCAGUCAGACGAACUACCUCAGCCUCCAUCAGACAAAGUGCAGGGUCUCUUAUCCUUGCUCAGCAACGUCUACCAAUUUCCUUUCUCCGACAGUGCGGCAACCAAGCUGCCUCUGAGUUGCAUUGCUCCAUGCCAUUCACCAAUUAGGGCAGCUCCUCAUGACUUGAGUUGUGGGAAGUCCACGCACAUCACGUCCUGGGUUCAUAGGUCGCAGAUAACAGUGCACCUUCCAUUGCACCCACCUUAUCACGAGUGCACACCUAAACAACACGACCAAACAAACCGUGUGAGAUGGUGUGGCAAGUGGACAGCUGUGGAGAGCUGCAGAUACAUUCACUGUCACUGGCAGCCGCUUGGCCACACUUGUACUCAAAUGCCAGUCAGUGGCGUAGCUAAGGUGACGCGCCCCUGGCCAAACUUGAAAAUGGCGCCUCUCUUGGAUUAAAACAGAUGGGGGGAGCGUUAAGUAACCGCGAAACUGUCGCGGCAGCGCCGCCCCCCCCCCCCCCCCCCUGCUCUGGCGCCCCUGGCGGGGGCCAUCCCUGCCACCCGCCUGCUACGCCACUGAUGCCAGUUAGUGUGGCGGAAAUAGUGAACUAGGCGAUACAAGUGACAUCAUCCAAGUUACAUCUUUGGAAAGAGGAGCAGAACGUUGCAAAUAUGCUUUUCUCAAGCAACAAAGAGUUUGGUUGACCAAACUUUUUUUUUUAUGUCUGUAGAGUUGCCAACUCUACAGAAAAAAAAAUAUUGAUAACAGAACUGGAAUAAAAGAUUACAAAAUCAUGCUAUGUAAGUAGUCAAAUGCGCAAUGAAAUAAUGACAAUUUUUAGCCUCUGAUUUUACUUUAUGUUCUGAUCAUCGUGAUACCCUGUGUACUAAUUAUGAACUCUAUUUCACCCUUAAGUAUUUUUGCUUCUUUUCUUUCAUACUAUGCAUUUAUCUGCUGAGUGUGCAUGGUUUGUUUGGUGGUCAUGUUGCAUUAUUUAUUGUCUAAUUUUUGUUCAAAGCAUGCAGACAUUUUUAAGAAGUUUCUAAUCAAAUAAAUAUUUUAGUUGUGAUCUACGUGUUCAUUAGAUUAUAACUAGAAACUAUAGUUGUGCUAACAUAGUUUCGGUAUGUUGAAUUUUUGUAACACAGUGCUUGGUGCUUUACCAUUUUACCUUUACAAGUUUGUAUGUUAAUGUUCAUCAAAUGUACAAAAAUUUUAUUUGAAUUAGUAAUUUUCUAAGAAAUAUUUUAGUAUCCUUGAAUUUUUAUUUGGAAUUAUUGUGUGGAACUAUUAUAUAUGUUUAGUGCACAUGAACGUGAUGUGGAAUUAUCCGCUUUGUAAUGUAGUCAUUUCUGUAACUGUUAUUUUAUACUAUUGAAAACAGCAUACCUACAUAACAUACGGUCUAUUACUAUAGUGAAUUUCUAUAAUGCUUGUAAAACACAAACAUGUGUUCAAUGUUUAAUGUGUGGUUGCACGUUUGGUGAUUACUUUGUAGAUAACACUCAAACAGCCAUAACAAAAUGCAUGGCAGUUGUCCCGUGGAAAAUUACAUCUGUGGUAAUAUUUUCCUUGCCUUACCAUGGUAAUUAGUACAAAAUUUUACUAACUAUCAUAAUUUUAAGUGAUAAAAUAUAUCAGCUGUAAAAGAUUAACUUCUGUCAUCUGCUUCAAUCAUGACAACCCUGUAUUAAAAAUUUUUUUUAGAGUGUAAGUAUAAGUGUGAUUUCAUUGUAAUUGUAAGCUUCUUGUUAAGAAAAACCUUUAAUUCACCAUGUUUACUUUUAUUACUUGUGCACUGCGUGAAUGAAUGUAAUUAAUCAAUAAAAUAUAAAUAGGUGAUGACAUCAUGUACAGACUAAGUGCCAAGUUUGUAUUACAUAAUGCAAAAAGUCUGAAAUAUGCUGUCUAUUUAUUAAAUAAAUUCUAAAAUCAUUGAGCUUAAAAAAAGUGCUUUAUGAAUGUAUUUUGUGUAUGUUUGAACAGAAUUAUAACAGUAACAAUGUACUUUUCUAAAAAAGUUAAUUUAUGUUCAAUUUUUUUUAAUAUGCUGGAAAAACACACAAAUGUAAUGUUUUAUAAAUAAAUAAUUUUUAUUCAAA
Bacillus rossius redtenbacheri is the source of this 10742-nucleotide messenger RNA. RefSeq names its product neuroligin-2 (gene Gli). The record is from RefSeq and is a predicted model, not a curated record. The coding region runs from base 138 to 2633 and encodes 831 amino acids. Gene Ontology annotation, cellular component: tricellular tight junction; plasma membrane; cell surface. The transcript is spliced from 14 exons. NCBI's taxonomy places the organism in Eukaryota, Metazoa, Arthropoda, Insecta, Phasmatodea, Bacillidae.